Sporothrix brasiliensis 5110 is the source of this 2124-nucleotide messenger RNA. Its product is annotated as glutamyl-tRNA synthetase. Lineage: Eukaryota; Fungi; Ascomycota; Sordariomycetes; Ophiostomatales; Ophiostomataceae. Gene Ontology annotation, molecular function: ATP binding; glutamate-tRNA ligase activity. The record is from RefSeq and is a predicted model, not a curated record. Gene Ontology annotation, biological process: translation; glutamyl-tRNA aminoacylation. The transcript has 2 exons. Gene Ontology annotation, cellular component: cytoplasm; cytosol; methionyl glutamyl tRNA synthetase complex. Bases 1 to 2124 code for a protein of 707 amino acids.
AUGUCCCGACUAGACAUCGCCGCUAAAGCCGAACUGGCGCUUGUGCUCCCAAGCCUCGUGCUAGCAAACUACCUCCACAUUACAGGCGUCCUACCGGACCUUGUGCGCUCGUUCCACGCCGACAAGGCCUUGGAUGAUGGGGGGUCUAUCGUUCGACUUGUUUCUGCCGAUGGCAGUGUGGUCUUUAAUGAAGAUGUCUACCCUACUCUCGUAGCCGCUGCUGGUGAGACGAACACUUUAAUUAAAGAGUGGGUGGCCAAGUCCACUACAUUCGCCAGCAAAAACCGCAAAGACGUCGAGGGCCAUCUGACCGCACUUGAGUCACACUUGACGCUCCGGACAUUUAUCGUUGGCCAUACUUUAACGCUCGCCGACCUCGCCGUAUGGUCCACGCUGCGAGCCAACCCCGUGGGCCAAUCCCUGAUACGUAAGACGAGUGGUCAUACGUAUCGAUGGUACAACUUUGUCCCUGCCGCGACGUCCUGGCUGGUGCCGCUCAUUGAGGAGCUCACCGCCCCGGCGGCCAAGGAGCGUGCCGAGGAGCGUGCCGCAGCCUCUGCAGCGGGCGCCAGCUACGACAUUGACCUGCCUGACCUCACGGGCCCCAUCACGACGCGCUUCCCGCCCGAGCCGUCGGGUUACCUGCAUAUUGGCCAUGCCAAGGCGGCGUUGUUGAACGACUACUUCGCGCACAGCCGACCGGGCGGGAAACUGAUCUGCCGUUUCGACGACACGAACCCUUCCAGGGAGUCGAUGGAGUUCCAGGACUCGAUUGUCGAGGACCUGGCCAUGCUGGGCAUCCACGCCGACACAACCAGUUAUUCGAGCGACUACUUCCAGCACAUGCACGACCUGGCCCUCCAGCUGAUCCGUGACGGCAAGGCCUUUGCUGACGACGCGGAGCUCGGCAAGGGCGACGAGGAUCGUAAAAAUCGGUUGCCGUCCAAGCGGCGUGAUCUGAGCAUCGACGAGACCCUGGCGCGCUUUGCUGCCAUGACGGCCGGGACGGACGAGGGCCGCCGCUGGUGCCUGCGCGCCCGCAUCGCCUACGACAGCCCCAACGGCACGUUACGCGACCCUGUCAUCUACCGCUGCAACCAGACGCCGCACCACCGCACCGGCACGUCCUGGCAUGUCUACCCGACGUACGACUUUUGUGCCCCCAUCCUCGACUCUCUCGAGGGCGUCACGCUGGCCCUGCGUACCAACGAGUACCGUGACCGCAACGUGCAGUACACCUGGUUCCAAGACGCCCUCGGACUGCGUCAUGUUCCCAUUUAUGACUUCUCGCGCAUGAACUUUGUGCGCACCGUGCUGUCGAAGCGCAAGCUGACUCAGAUCGUCGCGGACAACAAGGUCUGGGGCUGGGACGAUCCCCGGAUGCCGACGGUGCGCGGCGUGUUGCGGCGGGGCGUGGUGGUGCCGGCACUGCGCGAGUUCGUGCUCAAGCAGGGGCCGAGCCGCAACGUGUUAAACCUCGAGUGGGGCGUAUUUUGGGCGCUCAACAAGAAGCACAUUGACCCGGUGGCGCCGCGGCACACGGCAGUUGUGGCCAAGGACGCUGUGCGCUGCACGGUCCAGGGCCUCGACGAUGCAGCGCUCACGCCCUUGGUGCGUCCCAAGUACAUCAAGAAGCCCGAACUCGGUGACAAGACUGUACUGCUGAGCCGCACCAUCUUCCUCGAGCAGGUCGACGCACAGUCCUUUGCCGCCGGCGAGGAGAUUACGCUGAUGAACUGGGGCAAUGCAAUCGUUCGGGGCAUCGAGAAGGACACGGACGGUCAGACAAUCAAGACGCUCGACGUGGACUUUAACCCCGGCGGUGAUGUGAAGAAGACCAAAAAGAUCACCUGGCUGGCCGACACAGCCGACAACCUCGUCCCGGUUGACCUCGUCUCGUUUGACUAUUUGAUCACCAAGGACAAGCUCGACAAGGACGACAACCUGCGGGACCGCCUCACCGAUGUCACCGAGCGUAGACAGCAGGCGUUUGCCGACUGCAACGUAAAGAGUCUGACCAAGGGCGACAUUGUUCAGUUUGAGCGCAAGGGCUAUUACAAGCUGGACGCGGUUUUCCAGGAGGGCCAGGAGCGGAUGGUGUUCUUUGACAUUCCCGUUCGUUAA